This is a messenger RNA of Bursaphelenchus xylophilus (pine wood nematode), 459 nucleotides long. Lineage: Eukaryota; Metazoa; Nematoda; Chromadorea; Rhabditida; Aphelenchoididae. The record is from the annotation of a GenBank genome assembly.
AUGUUUUACGAUGAAACGAACAGGGAGAAGCCAAUUUUGAAUGAAACAAAUUGGAAGUUCGGAGGAUUAAUCGGGUUGGAACUGACAGGAAGUGAGACAAGAGGAAGGUCCUUCUGGACCGUUGGAACAUAUAAUUAGAAUUGGAGAUCGGAAAAGGAACAAUCAAAGCGUUCGAAAAUAAUUGGACCAGUGAUACCAGACAACACAAACAAAUCAAACAGAAUGACAGCCUCAGGCUGACGAAUGGACAUUUGGCACGAGAUCUAACCGCCCUUUCCGCCUUCCGACCUCAGACCCUGAGGACAGGUAAACCCAUUGCUUGUUGUUGUUUUGAAACAAGUCAUGUCCACACCAUGUUAUGUUCCCAUCUCUCAACAUAGCAUUAUAGGGCACUUGAUUCCUCCAUUUAUCCGGCAUCCGUCCGGACUCGGCGCACCAAGGACCCUGAGGCCGUUCUAA